UUAAUGAUACUCCUUUAUGGAUAAUCAACCCCUCUUAUCCACCACCACCGUCACAGCCACAACCACCAUAAUAUUUCAAGACGGUAACAAUAGUACUAAUAAUAAUUCAGGUGGCAUCCUUUUGCGGUUUCUCCUAAUAAUUUCCGUGGGAAUAAUCUCCCUAUGGGCAAACUACGAAGCAUCUAAAGGCUUUGACAUUGCAAUCAUCAACGACGCCGGAGACUCUCCCGCAGGAAAACGAUUCAAGCUCUUCUACACAUCCAAUGACAAAGCCGUACGCAUACUCCAAGACGCCAGUACUGUUGUCCAAACCGUUCUCUACACAAACAAUAAGAUCCGGCCACCACCGCCGCAACACGUCACCCUCAGGCUGCUUCCUACCGAUGAGUUGAAGUUGAACAACACGGUGACGGUGGAGCCCAUAGAAAACAAUGGUUUAAUGUUCAGUAUUAAUAUAAGCCCAUCCAUGCUAUCAAUGGAGGGCCGUGAUGAUGGUGCUUUCAUCAGGACCGUUCAACGGGGGAUGGCUCGCGUGUGGGUAUUGUAUUUGUAUUCCAGGGCUCCGUCGUGGGCGGUUGAUGGUAUGGUGGAGUAUGUAAGUAUGAUGGGUGGUUUUGGUAGUACUGUUGGGGAGUUCCUGCAUUAAUUAUUAAUUAUUGUGAUCGAUCAGGGUUUGUCAAAUGUCAAUCCAAGGGUUGAUGGAUGGUUUGGAUGAUCGGACAGUAGAAGAUAAAGUAUGUGAGGCACAGGCACGGCCAUGAUGUACUUCGCUGGCAUAUACAUAUAUACAUGUUAUAUGUAUUGUGUAAUGUCUGUAGAUCUGUCCCUUCCCUUCGCCACGUGGAAGAGAAUGGUUUUAAAUAGAUAAGGACUACUACGCCAAUAAUCAAUAUCAUUUACAUGGAUUCUUUUUAAUUUUUUUGUAAAUAUAUACCAGGCAUUUGUUGUUUUCUUAAAUUUUAAAAUAAUAUUUUCGAAUUCAAAUAGCUAGGCUUUAUAUGGACAAUAAAAUCCCUUAUUUAUUGCGAGAGAAAAGAAAAAAAAAAGCACCAACUGUUUGGAGCCUUGUAACUGUAUGGGGAAUAGCCUAAUAGGAAUAGGAGUUUUUU
This is a messenger RNA of Tripterygium wilfordii, 1109 nucleotides long. RefSeq lists its product as uncharacterized. The record is from RefSeq and is a predicted model, not a curated record. NCBI's taxonomy places the organism in Eukaryota, Viridiplantae, Streptophyta, Magnoliopsida, Celastrales, Celastraceae. The transcript has 2 exons. Bases 17 to 646 code for a protein of 209 amino acids.